Molecule: messenger RNA, 1530 nt
Organism: Beauveria bassiana ARSEF 2860
Lineage: Eukaryota; Fungi; Ascomycota; Sordariomycetes; Hypocreales; Cordycipitaceae
Exons: 2
Coding region: 1-1530 (509 amino acids)
Cellular component (GO): SBF transcription complex; cytoplasm
Molecular function (GO): transcription coregulator activity
Source: RefSeq, a predicted model, not a curated record
AUGACCGUGCCGGCCACGCCGCCCAUCGCCAACCCACAUGCCGAUGAUAGUACCGCGUCGUCGACACCGCACUCCACCAACGUCAUGGACGGUCCUCCCGGCGCCUCGCAAAAGUCCGCUGCUCCCUGGCCCUCGUCGUCCAUGACCGAGUACGCCCCGGCACCAACCUCGUCCGUGCCGCACUUCUCGUCCCAGACCGUACCCGACUCGCAAGAAUCCGCCAGUUUCGCCGGAGGUGACACAAGACUAGACGCGGAGAUGCGCAGCAACGGCACAAAAAGCCAUGGUGACGCCAAUGGUGAGGCUGGACGACCGCUUUGGCAGCUGUCGGCCCUGGCCGCCGCGCAGGAGCGUGUUGACCACGACGACGCCGCGGCUGGCUCACGGAAGCGCAUGGCCAACGGCGAGGUCAAGACGCGGAGCAGGAGCAACAGCCCAAUCAAAUCGCAUGCGAGAAGCAUCAGCGCUAUUAGCAUGGGUUCCAUGGGAAGCCACAUCAGUGACAUGUCGGCGGAUCUCAAAACACGGUUGGCAUAUGCCAUGAUGAAGGUGCACAAUGGCUGGCAAUCACGCUCUCUCGACGAAGUUGAAUCGCUCGCUUCACAAGCUGCAUCGCCAGCCUCGAGCAACUCCACCCUCCCACGUCGCCAAUCUUCCUCCACCAGCCCCCGGCCACCGCCAACGUCAGCAGCGCAGGUACACUUUGCGCCCAACCCCGUAGAGUCUCGCCGGAAGUCGCAUUCGCCGCCCAUACGACCCGGCAAGCCGUCUCUGGCUCCUCCAGCGCCUAUUCAACCUUCUCUAUCCAGUAGAUCCGGCAAUAGCCGCCGAAAUACCGUCUCAAGACACCCGCCCGCACUUCUCACACACUCACACUCCGCCUCGGCCGCUGGUAGCUACUCUCCGCGGCAACGCUUAGACGUAGGUGCCAUGCCAUCGUCGCAACCGUCGCGGCCACUGGAAGGCAUGAUCUACUCUCCGCAUCAAAACGUGAGAGAGCAAGACGCCAUUGAGACGUUGCUCUUCAUGAGCAGCCCCAACAACUCUUCCAAUCUUCGACACGCCUUUUCCCCCUCCGUCUCGCCCGCGCCGCAGCAAGGGCUUCUGCACGAGACCACGCACCGCAGCACCCCGCCAUCCGCCGGCUUCCGAAAGGGCUUGCCUGUUCAGCGUCCAGCCGUGCCGCAGCGGCGCGCGGGCCUCGACAGGUCACCCGUCAUGGGCCCCCCUGGCUCUCCGAUGGAGCUGGACUCACCGCAGCAGCGUCAACAGCAGCAGCAGCAGCACCAGCCGUACCGCUCGGCAAACACCUGGACGCCGAAACGACGCGCGAACGGGGCUAGUGGCCAUUUACGUGGCGCGUUGUCCCUGCCCACGGGCCUCGACUUGAGCAACGGCCGCGCGAGACAGAGGCUGCGCGAUGAGGACAUUGACCUCAUACUGGACCGUGCCGCCGACGAUAGCUCGGAUGAUGAGGAGAUUCAGCUGCCACCUAGGAGAAACGGCGUGACCGGUGCGAUUGGUAUCUAA